AUGGCAGCUGCUGCGGACGGUAGUGCUCAGCUUGACCCGUCGUCGACGUCGUCGUCGUCAAGACCCUCCUUUAUGUCCGUAAAUGGCGAUGAUCAAGCUUUAUGUGCACAUCGCGGCUAUGUACCUAUUUCAGCGCCAAUUCCGUGGCAUCGGGCUGUCGGUCAUCUGGCACGUUUCGAGAUGUCCGUCGUCCAACCGCCACCACAUCUGAUGCAAUUCGCCCAAACACAAGCCGCUCUCACUCCUGUUGACGAUGACAUCGAUCUUCAAGGAGGACGACUGAUCGACGUCGUUGAGGAAGAGGAAAUAGACGCAACAGACGGAUGCCGUGUACAAGUGAUCACCUAUCGGAUCGAAUCCGCCGAUGGCACGGAGCAGCUAACGAAAACGAUUCGUAGAAAG
Ostertagia ostertagi is the source of this 402-nucleotide messenger RNA. The record is from the annotation of a GenBank genome assembly. NCBI's taxonomy places the organism in Eukaryota, Metazoa, Nematoda, Chromadorea, Rhabditida, Trichostrongylidae.